AUGGCAUCACGGAACGUUGCUCCUCCGGUUCUACUGUCCGAAACGGCGGCGAAAGAGGUGAUGAUAACGUGGUUUCGAGGGGAGUUCGCGGCGGCGAACGCCAUAAUCGAUGCGCUGUGCGGACACCUGAUACAGAUAUCAGCGGCGGAGGAAUGCUACUCGGGAGUGAUGGCAGCGAUUCAUCGGCGGAGGAUGAACUGGAUCCCACUGCUCCAGAUGCAGAAGUUCCAUUCUAUCUCCCAAGUCACGCUCCACCUCCAAUCUGCCACCACCAAAAUGAUGAUGAUGAAGCACGGUCAUGAUGAUGAUCAUGAUGAGGAGGAGGAGACCAUAUGUUGCAACCACGAACAAGAAUGUGAUCAAUCCCUCUUGAAGCUCUCCAAGCGUUUCUCCGCCAAGGAACAUGUUAGAGGACAUACGACGAAUGUUGUCAAAGGGCUUAAACUCUACCAACAUGUCUUCUCUGCAACUCAACUCUCCAAGCUUUCUGAUUAUGUGAAUGGGCUCCGAGAGGCUGGUCGGAAUCACGAGCUUCCAGGGGAGACGUUUGUUCUGUUCAACAAGAACUCCAAAGGAACCAAAAGAGAGCUUAUUCAGCUUGGAUUUCCCAUUUUCGGCAACACCACGGACCAACACUCCGUGGCACCUAUCCCAAUCCUUCUUCAAAGUGUGAUCGAUCAUCUUCUUCAGUGGCGCCUUAUUCCUGAUUACAAACGACCCAAUGGCUGUGUGAUCAACUUCUUUGACGAGGAGGAACACUCCCAACCAUUCCAGAAACCACCUCACGUGGACCAACCCAUAUCCACUCUUGUCUUGUCUGACUCAACCAUGGUGUUUGGACACAGGCUCGGGGUCGAUAAUGAUGGCAACUUCAGAGGCUCACUCACUCUCCCACUAAAGCAAGGGUCGUUGCUGGUCAUGAGAGGUAACAGUGCAGAUAUGGCUAGGCACGUAAUGUGUCCAUCACCAACCAAAAGAGUCGCAAUCACCUUCUUUAAACUCAAACCAGACUCCUGUAAGGUCCAGCCGCCGCCGCCAACCACUAACCCAGUCACCCUAUGGCGACCAGACACGCCGCCUCUAAACCCAUACAGCAUGGUCAGAGCUCCAAUGGUGAUGCUAUCUCCGUACCCCAAGAGGCUAGACGCCGGCACUGGAGUUUUCUUGCCGUGGACACCGCCAGUACUGUCAAGAAAACCAGCCAAGCAUCUCCCGCCGCGCGUCCAGAGGCUGCGUCUCCUCUCAUCAGCCAAGUCGGUGGCAGAUCGUGAAUCCUCGUCGCCCGAGAUCGGAGUGGCGAGCUGAGUCGGAAGCUGGCACACACACACGUUUUUUUUUUUUUUUUUUU
This is a messenger RNA of Eutrema salsugineum, 1348 nucleotides long. RefSeq lists its product as uncharacterized. Lineage: Eukaryota; Viridiplantae; Streptophyta; Magnoliopsida; Brassicales; Brassicaceae. The transcript has 6 exons. Gene Ontology annotation, molecular function: demethylase activity; mRNA binding. The record is from RefSeq and is a predicted model, not a curated record. Bases 1 to 1305 code for a protein of 434 amino acids. Gene Ontology annotation, biological process: mRNA catabolic process.